This is a messenger RNA of Bicyclus anynana (squinting bush brown), 1851 nucleotides long. Its product is annotated as AH receptor-interacting protein. The record is from RefSeq and is a predicted model, not a curated record. Gene Ontology annotation, molecular function: peptidyl-prolyl cis-trans isomerase activity; protein binding. The transcript is spliced from 2 exons. The coding region runs from base 105 to 1079 and encodes 324 amino acids. NCBI's taxonomy places the organism in Eukaryota, Metazoa, Arthropoda, Insecta, Lepidoptera, Nymphalidae.
AAUUAAAAAGAAAAUAGAAAUUAAAUUUAAGACUAGAAAUCAAAAGAAAUUUUCAAAAACAUCUGCAAUUUGUAAAAUACUUGGUAAAAAAUCAAUAGCCAGUUAUGAACAACACUACGCCAAUAAUAAAGAAUACAAUAUGUGCUGGGCGAAAAUAUGUGCCUAUCGUAGAUGGGUGCAGGGUUCACUUCAAUUUCCAAACAUGGAAACUGCAGGGUAAUCAACGUAUUUUAUUAGAUGAUAAUAGAAAAAUGGGCAAAAAAACGCCCAUGAUUCUGGUUCUGGGGCAUAAGUUUAUGCUACGUGUGUGGGAAGAUAUCGUCAAAAUGAUGUCUGUCGGUGAGAUAGCUGGUUUCAAAGUGACACAAGAACUGGUAUUCAAUUAUCCUUUUGUAUCGAAAAAACUCCGUGAUAAUGGUAAUGAUGUAAAAGACAGACACUCUUGUACUAUGAAACUUCAUACAGAAGGUCUAGGAUAUCAUGACUUGGACGAGUAUAUGAGCAACCCCUGUGAUCUGGAAUUUAUUAUAGAAAUGUUGAAAGUAGAACAACCUCAUGAAUUUGAGAAAGAGAUGUGGCAAUAUCCAACUGAAGAGUUGCUGGACCUAGUCCCUCGGUUGAAGGAAAAGGGUAACAAGCUAUAUGCACAAAAACUAUAUGAUAAAGCCGAAAAGGCAUAUUAUGAGGCGAUUAGUAUUUGUGAAAAGCUCCAGAAUAGUGAAAGAAAAUGUGACCCGGAAUGGAUAUCGCUGAAUCAAAUAAAACUUCCCAUUCUCCUCAACUAUGUUCAGUGCCAACUGAUCAAAGGAGAAUAUUACUCUGUUAUAGUACACUGCAAUACUAUUCUGGAACAUGAUAAGGACAAUGAAAAAGCCUUAUACAGAAGGGGGAAAGCACAUAUAGGUGCUUGGAAUCCAAGUGCAGCAGAGGAAGACUUUCAGCGAUUAAAGGCCAUUAACCCAUCUUUGAGUGCUGUAGCAGAUAAAGAAUUAGAGAAUCUGAAAUUAUUGGUUAAGCAGAAAGAAGAGCAAGAAAGGAAUGCUCUAAGAAAAUUAUUUGAUAACAGCAAAACAUCAUAAAAUAAAAAUCCUUUUUAAUACAAUAACUGAGACAUGAGGUGCCAUAACUUAUUGAAUAGAAGCAGGUGUUACAUUGCAGAAGUAUGAAAGAUUAUGAAAAAAAUAUAUACUUACAUUCCUACUGAUAUGAGUUGAAACAACGGAGGCUCAUUUUCUUUUUCAAUCAAGUCUCGUACCUUAAUGUGUUAUGUGUCUUUGUUGUACAAUAGUCCCAUACCAUCCAUUUCUUCUAACUCAUUAACAGUACUUAGUUUUAUGAGGUUUUUACAUAAUCAUUGGCAUAAGAAUAGCAGUUUUGUAAAAAAACAUAAUUAAGAAGGUUUGUAUGCUGUACAGCAAAUAUUAGAAAUUUAUUUAGACUUUUACCUUUUUACUAAUUGGGAAGAUAGGGACAAAUAUCAUAGCAUUCCAUGGAUUCAUUGUAUAGAUGCUGGAUCCAUCCUAGUGAAUCCAAGGAUUGCUAGAAUUUGUAAAUGCUAAUUUAUAUAAACCUUGUCUCUGUUAAUUAAACAAACUAGGAAAAACAAUAUAUAUUUUAUCAUUUAAUAAUUGUUGUUCUGAAAGUUUCAAGUUUAUGUUUAUUCUAAAGGUUACAAGCAAAAUAUUUUGUCUUUUAACUAUAUUAUAUCUGUGAUAUAUUUUAUAUUAAAAGUCUAGUAUCAAAAUGUACUAUUGUUACAGAAUAUUUAAGUCAAUGUUAUUAAGUAUGUGAAUUUGUUUAAUUUAUUUAUAAUUUUAUGUAAUCAAUGUGACUAAUAAAAAACUUCAAUAA